AUGGAUGGAUUGUCGCAAAAUGAGAAAAUUAUUUGGUCUUGUUGGGAAGAAAAAUCACCGAGAGAUGUUGUACGGGAAGCUGCUGCAAAGGGAACUCACAUAAGUUUAUGUAUGAAAUAUUUAAUGCAUAAGAAUGGCUGGAAUGAAUCUACAGCAUCAGAUUGGUUUAUGGCUGAGGUAAAGGCAUGGACAGUACAAUUGCUCAUGCGGAAACAGAUAUUUAAGGUACUUCACAUAUUGAGUAAAGUGAAAGUUAAUCCUGAAAUACAUUUAAUUACGUUGGCUAAAACUUCACCCCAAAUAGAAUACAGAGAUUUCAUUGUUGAGCAUUUGGAGAAAUUGUCUAAAGAUUUUUUACCAGAAAACAUUAAAAUAUGGGAAGAUUUCAAAAGGCAUUGGAAUUUGUUGCGGUAUCUUGAGAAAUCAUUUGAAGUAGAUGGCACAUUUAAACAAAAUAAGGUUUUUGGUUUUGGUAAAGACAGAAUAGUAGUUAAUGAGAGUGAAAUAAAAUCAUUGACAGUGGAAAAUAUUGAAAAAUAUUCUAAUAAAUGGAAAUGCAAAAUAGCUACAGCUUUAUUUUUCGAAUCAUUUGAAUUCUCUCUACUAGACUUUUCCUCAUCACUUGAAGUAUGGGAUUACUUGCUUCAGAAUAAUAAGGCCAUGAUUCUCAUUCGUUGGAUAAACAUGCACACUUCAGAAGUAGUGCGUGAUAAGAAUGCCCGCUUUAUUUUCUUUAGCAAUGAAAAUUUUUCAAAGAAAUUUUUAUAUGUAGAUACAAAAGGUUUCAAUAAUGAUGUUCUUGAAAAGUUAGACAGUGUCUUCCGCAGUUGGCGUAUUACUGAUAGUAUGAUAGCAAGUGUUGCAACCAGUAAUUGCUUUCCAUAUACAAAAAUGUGUAUAUAUGACACACUAGCUUCCUAUGGUAUUGUGAAUGAGGAUGAGCGUGAUAAUUUGUAUGCAAUAAUAUCGAGACUUGCUAGAACUCAAAAUUUGAAAUUGAUAGAUGAAAUAUUUUCUGAAACCUGUGCAACUGUAACUAAACAACAUUUUUAUGUCGAGCUUGCUAAAUAUUGUGUUAAACAUAGACUGUACAAAGUUUUGACCAUGUGUGUUGAGGGUCACAUAUUAGAUACUCAUUUAUCAAAUGUGGAACAAGAGGCCAAGGAAUGCAUUGAGCUAUGGUUACUUUUUAAAAGUAUUGAGCAAACUUCAGAUCGACAGAGUCAUGUUCUUCCUGUUUAUAGAACUUGUGAGCAAAUUGCUAGAGAGAACAUUGAUGAUUAUAUUUCUUCAAAUCCUCAUUUGAUAAUUGGUAUGAUUCUGCUCGAGGAUAAUGCAAAACUAUUUGAUAUAUUUUCUCAGAAUGAGUUUCUACAAUUCAAAGACUUUAAAUUGCCAAAUAAAAGGUAUAAGAAUAAAUUAACUCAUUUGUAUAAUGUCCAUAAAAAAUAUUCCGACCCAAACGAUUUAUACGAGUGUAAAGAUGUAAAUGUUUACCAGUUGUUGUCUGGAUAUCGUGGGUUGGAUGUAUCUAAGAUAUUUGAAUUUCAACUGGUCAAUCAGAAUUCAAAGAGUUUGCUUAAUAGUAAACCAGACAGACGUAGUCUAGGUAGUCUUUUAUCUGGCGAUGUGAACGUCAAUACUGCUGGUGUGAAAUCACUCACUCAGAAACCUAUGGACAUGCCACAUUUCGCCGACAAAAAGCUCAUGAAAAGAUAUGGUUACGUGGCGAAAUUAAACCAUACUUACUAUUUAAAACAAUAUCGUCCUUGUAAUGCUAGUCAAGCGUUUGUUGAACAGCAAUAUUUAAUGUACAAUCGUUUGCAAGAGAAAUGCGUCAAAAGUGCUUGUUGUGAAGCGCAUGCAUUGGCGCUCCAGAAUUGGUCCGAUCCAGCAAUUACUGCUUGUGCUAUAUCUUUUAUUGCAAUGAUUGGAUGUAAUACAUCUAGAUGUCGGGUACAUAUGUCGGUUGCAAAAAUAUUAAAAGAGUACCUCACCACAUGCAAGAAUAUGCAGAUUGAGAAAGUCAACAAAAUUAUUAGUGAAUAUAUGUACAAGUUAAUUCAGAGUGAUGAUGAUGCUGCUAAAGAAAUACUCGAGUACCUAGAAGAUGCAACCAUGUUAAAACUAAAAGAGAAACAAGAUUUAGACGGAAAAGUCGAUAUGGCUGUUGUUUUAUACGAGUUUCAAACCGUGAUCAAAUUUGCAAUGUUACAUAAUUUGCCUUUGCCAGAGAAGCAAUUGAAGGUGUUCAUAAAAUCAGAGUCUUGGUUUAAUUUUUUACUUUUCGGUGACGUGUUUCGUUAUCCUUUAGUUCAAAUGUUACAAUUGUCGCAAGAAUUUGAAAAUAGAUCAUAUGCAGAACACUUAAAACAUAUAAUGUUACAUAAGCAAUCUGAAGACGCGACUGAAAAGGAUAGUAAAUCUAACUUGAGCAAUGGACAAAGGAAGGUUUCAAGAUUAAAUUCAAUGGAAUGCAGUCCAUCGCAAAGUUCGCAGUGCUCUUUCGAAUUUCCCAGUUUGCAAUUGGGGCGUGAAUUGUGGGAAGUAGCUGCGUCUUGUCACGGCCCUGAAGAUCCUCCCGCUGCACUUAUACGUGCCGCUGAAAUGUGCCGAGAACCAUUACUAGUUUUGAUUGCCAGCUGUUAUGAACCAAAUGCUGUGGGUGUCCUCUGGGUUCAGUGGGUGUUGUCUUCUCUGGGGCCGAAUGUGGAAGUGCACGACUUCAUACAAUCCGAUACUAGUCAACAGGCCGUUACCGCUGAUCAAUUCCAGCGAGUCGCUGAACUAUGCUUAAGAGAGGGAUACAUAUCAACGUUGCAUGAGUCAAUGCUAAUAUUUAUGCCCGAAAGUCCAUUGACUCUUCUUACAUCAUUUCUCUAUCGGUGUAUUCGCAAUCGCAUCUUCGACUCGGAGACCGUGAGGCUUCUGAACAGCUUUCUGCAGCACUGCAAACGUAGGUACAGUGUGGACACAUCUAAUGUGACGUGGCAACUGUCUAGAGAAGCCUUGCAGAGAGUAUCUGUCGCACUUGUCAAAAUAGCCAUGAGCUAUAACUUCGAUAGCGCUUACCAUCAGAGAGAAUUCUUAAGAUGCUUGGCGGAAGCGGAGUUUGAAAAAUCCAUAAAUGUACCUACUCCAAAUUUUAUAGUUUUGUAUGAGAUCCUUCAAAUAUCGAUGGAGACUUCAUUGGUCGUUAACAUAUCUAAAAUGCUCCAGGAAGACGCAACCGACUAUUUAGCAGAAUUUAUAGAACUGUAUACCGUCAAUAGAAACUACGACGUUGCUCUUAAAAUUGCUAAAUUGGCCAAAUUACCCGUUAAUGACAUAUUAAAAUCUGAGUGGACGCACAAAUACCAAAUGCUAAUUAACAAAGAAGAUUAUGUACUAGAAGAAAAAGAAUUGACCUUAUUCAUUGCUCAAUGCAGCGAAGCUUUCAAAAAAGCUCCAGUUACCUUCAAAGAAGCGACAGAUUUUCUGGUGCAUUACACCGAAAAUAUAACUGAGCCUCUUCAGAAGUUUUACUCAUACAAAAUCAUUAUGAGUUGGUUUCAAGAGCACCACGAAUAUGGACGUCGAAGAGAACAGAUCGAACACAGAAUGUGGGCUGCGUAUUUUGAAAGUGAACCACAUUAUGACGUCUUUCUAAAUGGCUACCAUAGCACUUUACAUUACAUAUUAAACGGACAGAAAGAUCAAACUGUAUCGAAGAAGAUUGGCCUCAUAAAUGCAGAGAAACCGUUUUCAAUGGCAAUUGGAGAGAUAGAAGUCGAAUCAGAUGUUGGUAACAUCGAAGAUGUAGUGAUGCUAGAAGAACCGGAAGCAAUUGACAACUGGAGAAAAAUUAUGGGGCAACUGAUUGAGUUGAGAUUGCUGGUUGAUGCUUUUCGUCUAUCGGCUCUUUUUAAGACGCCGCCUGAAUAUAGAUAUCGGUAUCCUUGUUGUCCCGUUCAAAUAAUAAGAACUUGUCUGAAGUUAGCUGAAGGCUCCUGCUCUCCUUAUGAGUUGCCACAAGAAUUGCGACUGGUUAUUUCCUCACCUUUGCUUCAAAAUAAGCUAUCGAUUUCAGGAACGUCGGAUUUGAGUUUCGAAGAAUUGGUUGUUAUACAAGAGAAACAAGAUAAUGUACCCGAGAGUGUGCAUUUAGCGGCUAGAGAAGAAGCCGAUCGGCUCUCUGCUUUAGAUGCGCUCGCUGUGCGAAGCGGAUUGACGCUCGCGAAGCAGGUUGCUAGCUAUUUUCGUAUAGCUUUACAAAUAGGCUGGGAGUAUAUGUCAGUACUGAAGUACCAGAAUCAUUCAGUCGAUUUCAUCAACCUAGUCAGCGGGAGAGCACGAAUGUCUCUUGCAAACAUGGUGUUUAAAACAUUCAACAUUCCAUCAAAACAAGUUGCAGAAUACUUAUGCCGCGAAAUGGUAGCAGCGAUAAUAUCUCCGCACCUAGUCAAAACAUCAACGUUUAGACAAAAAGAGCAUUUUCAAUAUACUCUUUGGGGAUACACGCUGAGUUCUGACUUGGAAAUGUUUCUGAACAUGCGCCCAGAUGCAUGUAGCCAUAUCGGAAGACUUAUCCUUGACCAUCUCAUGGCAUUCCAAAAGAUAUAUAAAUCAAUGAACCCGGCGAAAAUGCCAGAAAACACUUUGGAUGACAGCUGUCUUGACGUGGAAACUUUAAUAGAUGAAGAGUACCAGAAUGUGGAAAGUGGAGAAGUGCAAUCUGUUUUAACUGAAGAAGGAACUGUAAUGUCCGCUGACACAGAGUCUGUAUAUUCCGUGUCAAGCGUUUAUACCGUUGGCAAUAAGAUGACGCGUGAAUCGAGGCGAAAUCUUUUUGAUGUCAUAACGAAGAGCAAUGUGCACAUAAGAUACGAAGUGAAGUCUAAUAUUAGAAAGAUAACGAAGGGCGCCAAGUUGUCUACAAAACAGGUGAAUAUAAUUUCGAUCGAGCUGCUAGUGUUAGCGCACGAAUGUUUUUCGUGCGCGUGCGAUACAGAGGGCGUGGCGGUUACGCUUCGUUCUGCUCAAGCGCUCACGGGCCGACUGUUAGCCGCUCGCUCGUGGCGGCUCAUGGUGCGACUGUUAACGGGAUUGGCCCGAUAUACUGAAUGCGCAUACGUCUUUCAGGCAUUACGCGAUAAUCAUCAGUUCGAGUUUUUACUGGGCCAGUUUGACUAUAUGUUGGGGCAACAGCCCGAGAAGAUCGCUGAAUUCAAGCAGGGCUUAUUGGACUUCCUCAAAAUUCAUUGCCCUGGUGAUACAGACACUUAUAUUAUGGUCGCACUACACUUCAACAUGUACGCGGAAGCUGCGAACGUUAAGAAGAAACAGGCGUUGUCUUUGAUCGAAGAUUUGGAGAAAAUAGCGCUUGAUGCAGUGAAAGCCACUUCGAAGAAACCUUUUCAACCGCCAACUUGGCUUCAGAUACACGAUAGUGUGAUGACAAGGUCUUUAUUGGAGACAGCGAUAGAGCAUUGCACGGAUGCAGCCGAGUUGUACCUGCAAGGGGGAUGCACGGGGUUCGCGGGCGAGAUGGCAGCACUCGCGCAGCAAGUUGCUUUACAGAUGUCGCUACUAAACGCCUCGCCUACUAGGCUCAUACUGAACAGAACUACAGAACAGAUGUACAAGCUUGUCAGCGAGUAUCUAAGCUUUAUGGAAGGUCUGGUACUUCUUGCGGGGCGCGGUGGGGAGGCGUGGCGGGAGCUAGCGUAUCGGCGAGCAAUCUCUAACGAUCAAGCGUACUUACGGGACAUGGCCGCCUAUCGACCUGACGUAGCGCACCAUUUCCUCGCCAGAUACAAAUCAGAAAAGAACAGAACAACGGUAUCGAAUGCUGCUAUGACGGAAUUGCGAAACCUUUGCAGAUGA
Molecule: messenger RNA, 5865 nt
Organism: Diatraea saccharalis (sugarcane borer)
Lineage: Eukaryota; Metazoa; Arthropoda; Insecta; Lepidoptera; Crambidae
Source: the annotation of a GenBank genome assembly